Histoplasma mississippiense is the source of this 312-nucleotide messenger RNA. RefSeq lists its product with no specific name. Bases 1 to 312 code for a protein of 103 amino acids. The transcript is spliced from 3 exons. The record is from RefSeq and is a predicted model, not a curated record. NCBI's taxonomy places the organism in Eukaryota, Fungi, Ascomycota, Eurotiomycetes, Onygenales, Ajellomycetaceae.
AUGCAAACAUCAGACUCAAAGCGUGUCAAGAAGCCAUGGACUGAGCACAGUAGCCUCGUGCAGAUGCGUUACCGACGGAAAGGCACACUGCAGCGUAUGCUGCGUAGCUAUUUCGAUGACUGUCGCUGCAAAGGUGUCUACCUCCUCAUCCAUGAAGACAACCGCCACUUUCCACCACCAGACAAAGAUAUUAAACAGGAGAAACAUUAUCCCCCUCCAUCCCGAACAACGUGUGAGAACUACAUGAAAUAUCAGAAGUCUAGAGCGGGGAAGGGAAAGCAAGAGAAACUGGAGCAGGAGCGAGAUAGAUGA